AUGACGGCGGUGGAGCUCAGGAUCGGGCCGCUGGACUGGGCGAUGGAUGAGGAGGUGGAGGACGAGAGCCCGGGGGUGGGAGAUGAGGAUGGCACGGACGAGGACUGGGUUCUCGAUAUGGAGAGGAAGGGAAGGAGAAAGCGGAAUAGGUCCUCGCCUCGGAGACGCCCGAGACCCAAGCGGCGGCGCUCCGCUCCGGCGGUGGCGCCCGAGCCGGCGUCGCCCGGGAAGUCACCGUGGGAGCCGUGCCCGGGGACAGCCGAGCCUUCGCCAGAAGAGGGCUUCAAUGCUGCUGCGACGGCGGCGGCGGCGGAGGGAGUCAAGGAGGAGGAAGACGAGGAAGACGGGUUGAGGAAGGAGGAAGGGGAGAAUGUGGCUCCGAGCACCAGUGGCAGAGGCGGCGGCGGGAGGAAGCCUAGGAGGUCGUGCCACCAGUGCAAGACGGUCAGGAGUCCGGAGGAGACGAUGAUGAUCAGGUGCCAGCGCUGUGUCAAGACGAUCUACUGCGUCCGCUGCGUCACGAACAGGUACACGAUGAUGUCAGUGGAUGAUGUUAGGGAGCAGUGCCCCUUCUGCCGUGGACUCUGCACCUGUACCCCAUGCCUUAACAAGGAUAAGCAGCUUGGACUCGAGAGCUUGAGGAAAUGCAAUAGCAAUGUAUCAUCUAAAAGGGAAAAGAGGCCCACUUCUGCAGGUGUGAAAUCACCCCAGGCUCGCAGUUCAGCACCGUGUACUGAAGCAACUGGACUCUCCUUUGUGACGACAAAUGGGGUGAAUAAUGUGUCUGCCAUGUUGGCUGAGGUGGAUACAUCAGAUGUGAGGGCUGAGGAGGUUGAUCCUGAAACAAAACGCAAAUAUGCCAGCUACCUGUUGCACUACCUGUUGCCAUGUUUGACACAACUCAACAAGGACCAGAUGGAUGAAAGAGAAGCAGAAGCCAAAAUUCAAGGAUUGCAAUUGUCGGAAUUGAUUGUUGAGAAAGCUGUCUCCUGGAAUGAUGAGAGGGUGUUCUGUAACAAUUGCAGAACGUCAAUAUUUGAUCUACAUAGAAGCUGCUCAAGCUGCCCGUACGAGUUAUGCAUCACUUGUUGUAAGGAGCUCCGUGGAAAUUGUCUUAAGAUCAAUUGUCAGGAGGGACUGAUACCUAAGGAUAAAAGUAGAGGAGUUGACUAUAUGCAUGGUGGUAAUUGUAAGCCACCUAAUAAUUCAGAAAAUGACAGAGAAACAGGUUUGUCUAGUUACCAAUCUAAGUCUAUCAAGUGGGAAGCUGAUCCUGGGGGGACCAUUCGUUGCCCUCCAUCUGAACUUGGUGGGUGUGGUAACCAUGUCCUUGAGUUGAAACAAAUUUUUGAAACAGAUAGGUUAAGUAAGCUCGAAAUGGAGGCAUUGCGACUGAGGAACCAGAUAGAACCUUCUGAUAUUAUCAGUAUAGAUAUAUGUGAAUGCUCAUGUUCAACUAAUCAUGCAAGUUCAAGGAAAGCUGCCACCAGAGAGAACUCCACAGAUAACUACAUAUACUGUCCAAUAUCAGAUGAUGGUAAGCCAGAUGGUCUCAAGCACUUCCAAAAGCACUGGGUGAAAGGAGAGCCUGUAAUAGUGCAAGGGUUGCACAAUAAAAUGAAAGAUUUUUGCGUUCAAAAAAAUAAAAUGUCUGAAUUGAGCUGGGAGCCUGAAAAAAUGUGGGCUGAAGUACAUGGUGCCAAUUCUAGUUCUCAGAUGAAAACUGUGAAAACCAUCGACUGUAUGUCUUGCUGUGAGGUUGAGAUAUGCGCUGAGGACUUUUUCAAUGGGUAUUAUCAUGGUCGGAUGUAUCUUAAUGGUUGGCCUGAAAUGCUUAAAUUGAAGGAUUGGCCUACUUCAGACCAUUUUGAAAAUAUUUUGCCUUCCCACGGAACGACAUACAUCAAUUCUUUGCCUUUUCAACCUUACACAAAUUUGAAAUCUGGUUUGCUAAAUGUCUCUGCAUUGCUUCCUGGUGACAUCUUAAAGCUUGACAUGGGCCCAAAAUCAUUUAUAGCUUAUGGCUAUGCACAGGAACUCAUUAGAGGAGAUUCUGUUACAAAGCUUCAUUGUGAUUUGUCUGAUGCGGUUAAUGUUUUGAUGCAUAUUGCCGAAGUUGAGCCUUCUGAAGAACAAAAAAAGGGGAUAAGAAAUUUGAAAAUAAGGCAUGCAGAACAGGAUAAAAAGAAAUGUUUGGGGAAUUCAUCAAUAGAUGGAAAUGAAACAAGCAUGGAGCAUGCUCAUAUAUCAUCAGUUUCCUGCGAGGAUGAUGAAGCAGGUGCACUAUGGGAUAUUUUCAGGCGGGAGGAUGUUGGAAAGCUGAAAGAGUACCUCAUAAAACAUUCCAAAGAAUUUCGCCAUAUGUACUGUUGUCCAGUUGAAAAGAUAUUUAACCCUGUACAUGAGGAAAAAUUCUAUCUGACCAACAAACACAAGAGGGAGCUCAAGAAGGAAUAUGGAAUCGAGCCAUGGACCUUUGUGCAAAGACUUGGAGAUGCAGUUUUUAUACCUGCUGGGUGUCCUCAUCAAGUACGGAAUCUAAAGUCUUGCACCAAGAUUGCUCUGGAUUUUGUAUCACCGGAGAACAUUCAGCAGUGUCUCAGCUUAACCGAGGAUUUGCGAAUACUUCCAGUGGGCCACAGGGCAAAAGAAGAUAAACUAGAGGUACGAACUUUUAAUGCACAUCCAUCUUGA
Messenger RNA from Miscanthus lutarioriparius, 2694 nucleotides. Lineage: Eukaryota; Viridiplantae; Streptophyta; Magnoliopsida; Poales; Poaceae. The record is from the annotation of a GenBank genome assembly.